GACAGUAUCAUUCAUUGUGGUGAACAGUGGGACCAGACAUAAAGACCAGAGAUGUCUGACGAUGAUGAAGCACCGCUGGUGAAGAAGACCAGGAUUUUCUAUGGCAGUCUGGAGGAGAAGGAGAGGGAGAGGCUGGGACGAGAGUCCUCUGGGUCAGGCAAAGAUUCUGUCAAAGCAGGCAUCGAGGCUGGCAACAUCAACAUCUCCAGUGGUCAGUAUACCAUUACUGUUUAUGGUUGCAGUCACAUGUACAGUACCAGUCCGAAGUUUGGACACACCUACUCAUUUUUACAAUUUUCGACAUUGUAGAAUAAUAGUGGAGACAUCAAAACUAUGAAAUAGCACAUAUGGAAUCAUGUAGUAACCAAAAAAGUGUUAAACAUAUCAAUAUAUUUUAGAUUCUUCAAAGUAGCCACCCUUUGCCUUGAUGACAGCUUUGCACACUCUUGGCAUUCUCUCAACCAGCUUCAUGAGGUAUAUAAUAUAAUAUAUAAUAUGCCAUUUAGCAGACGCUUUUAUCCAAAGUGACUUACAGUCAUGCGUGCAUACAUUUUUUGUGUAUGGGUGGUCCCGGGGAUCGAACCCACUACCUUGGCGUUACAAGCGCCGUGCUCUACCAGCUGAGCUACAGAGGACCACAUGGUUAUCCAGGUAGUCACCUGGAAUGCAUUUCAAUUAACAGGUGUGCCUUGUUAAUUUGUGGAAUUUAUUUCCUUCUUAAUGUGUUAGAGCCAAUCAGUUGUGUUGUGACAAGGUAGGGGUGGUAUACAGAAGUUAGCCCUAUUUGGUAAAAGACCAAGCCCAUAUUAUGGCAAGAACAGCUCAAAUAAGCAAAGAGAAACUACAGUCCAUCAUUACUUUAAGACAUGAAUGUCAGUCUAUCCGGAAAAUGUCAAGAUCUUUGAAAGUUUCUUCAAGUGUAGUUGCAAAAACCAUCAAGUGCUAUGAUGAAACUGGCUCUCAUGAGGACCGCCACAGGAAAGGAAGACCAAGAGUUACCUCUGCUGCAGAGGAUAAGUUCCUUAGCGUUACAAGCCUCAUAAAUUGCAGCCCAAAUAAAUGCUUCACAGAGUUCAAGUAACAGACACAUCUCAACAUCAACUGUUCAGAGGAGACUGCGUGAAUCAGGCCUUAAUGGUCGAAUUGCUGCAAAGAAACCACGACUAAAGAACAUACUUGUAUGGGCCAAGAAACACGAUUUGGUCUGAUGAGUCCAAAUUUGAGAUUUUUGGUUCCAACCGCCGUGUCUUUGUGCGACGGAGAGUAGGUAAACGGAUGAUCUCUGCAUGUGUGGUUCCCACCGUGAAGCAUGGAGGAGGAGGUGUGAUGGUGUGGGGGUGCUUUGCUGGUUACACUGUCAGUGAUUUAUUUAGAAUUCAAGGCACACUUAACCAGCAUGGCUACCACAGCAUUCUGCAGCGAUACGCCAUCCCAUCUGGUUUGCGCUUAGUGAGACUAUCAUUUGUUUUUCAACAGGACAAUGACCCAACACACCUCCAGGCUGUGUAAGGGCUAUUUGACCAAGAAGACGAGUGAUAGUGCUGCAUCAGAUGACCUGGCCUCCACAAUCACCCAACCUCAACCCAAUUGAGAUGGUUUGGAAUGAGUUGGACCGCAGAGUAAAGGAAAAGCAGCUCAGCAUAUGUGGGAAUUCCUUCAAGAUGGUUGGAAAAGCAUUCCAGGUGAAGCUGGUUGAGAGAAUGCCAAGAGUGUGCAAAGCUGUCAUCAAGACAAAGGGUGGCUACUUUGAAGAAUCUAAAAUAUAUUUUGAUUUGUUUAACACAUUUUUGGUUAGUACAUGAUUCCAUAUGUGUUAUUUCAUAGUUUUGAUAUCUUCACUAUUAUUCUACAAUGUAGAAAAUAGUACAAAUAAAGAAAAACCCUUGAAUGAGUAGGUGUCCAAACUUCUGACUGGUACUGUAUGUGUGUCUCUAUUAAGUCAACUUACUUUCUCUCUUUAUCCUCUCAGGUGAGUCCCUUGAGCUUGAGGAGCACGUGAGUGAGCGCCAGUCUGAGGUAUUGGCAGACUUUGAGCGCAGAAAGCGAGCGAGACAGAUCACAGUAUCCACAGACGAUGCAGAGGUCAAAGCUUGCUUACGGGCCCUUGGGGAGCCAAUCACACUGUUUGGUGAGGGGCCUGCUGAGAGACGAGAGAGGUGUGUCACACAAGCAUGGUUCUGUCCUCCCCUUCUAAUAUUUUAAUGUGUGGAUCAACAAUUAAAGACCCUCUGAAAAUUCUCUGAUGCUUUUACAACAUGUCAACCCCGUUCAUUUACCAAUUAAAACUGCAGUUUUGAGGUAUUGUCUUUCUGCUUGAAAACACCCUAUCUAAAGUUAUAUUUGGCAUGCAUUAUAUCCACCUCUAACCUUUGCUCAACCUCUCUCUUGCCCUCCCCGAUUUUGUUAUUUCUUUUCCAGGCUGAGGAAUAUCCUUUCUGUAGUGGGCCCAGAUGCACUAAAGAAAUCUAAGAAGGAUGAUGAGAGAUCCAAACGUUCCCAAGAGGAGGUAUGAUUUGUAGCUUGACUCUCCUAUAUCUUUCUCUCACUACUACAACUUUUACACUGUAUUCAUUCAAUAUGGAGAUAAACACACACAUUUAUAUAUUCUCCUGUCCAUGUGUUUCAGUGUCAGCAGACGUGGUACCACGAGGGACCGACCACUCUGAAGGAGGCAAGGCUAUGGUUGGCCAGAUACUCUCUGCCCAGGUAAUAUAAUAAUAUAUGCCAUUUAGCAGACGCUUUUAUCCAAAGCGACUUAGUCAUGCAUGCAUACAUUGUUACAUAUGGGUGGCCCAGCGAAUCAAACCCACAAUCUUGGUGUUACAAGCGCCAUGCUCUACCAACUGAGCCAUACAGGAACAUGGUACAGCUUGAUUCUAAUAUUAGACCAUAGUGACCAUGAUGACAAUGACAGUUUCAAUGGUUGUCAGGAAGUAGCAUGUGUGUGAUGCCUCAACAGGGCUGUGAAGAGGUUAGAGGACGCCAGAGCUCACAGGGAGAUUCCAGAAUCCACACGAACAGUCCGAACGCAAGAACUUCACAAGACCCUCAGGGUACGUCCUCCAUCAAAGUCUCCAGAAUAAUUCAAGAACCUGUCUUGUUUGUGAAAACAGUUGUAGAAUAUCAUAAUUUUCUCUGCCCACUCAGAACCUGAGUAACUUCUGCAGUCAAAUCGGUGACGACAGACCUAUAUCCUUCUGCCAGUUUAGCCCUAACUCCAAAAUGCUUGUGACUGCAUCUUGGUGAGUCCCUCAGUCUCCUCCCAUUGCACUGCACAGACAGCAAUGGUCUUGAUGGGGUUUUAUAUCCAUUUAGCCAUCAAAUAAGCAUUUGUUAGAAGAAAUGUCCUUGUCUUCCUGACUUGUUUUUUUCUCUCUAGGAGUGGCCUGUGUAAACUGUGGAAUGUUCCAGACUGCACCCUUAUCCGUACUCUUCGGGGUAAGAAGUAUCUCUUAUUUUUCUCAAAUCAUUUUACCCUUUCUUAUCCAUUGCAUUGCAAUUACUCUUUGUUUUUACUUCUGAAGUCCUGAAUUAGGGCUGGGCGGUAUACCGUAUUUUACGAUAUACCGGUAUGGUAUUGAUGCAUGGACCGGUUUGGGUUUUUACUUUACCUUCUAUAACGGUAUUUGAAUGUUUGGUUUGUUAAAUGUGUUACGCUGUGUGUAACGUCCAUUUUUAUAGUUUACUUCGCUACUUGAGUCAUCUCUAUCCGCGCUUUCUCUCUCCAUGCCGCUUUGUACGCAGACCUAGCCCGGCUCCGCCCCCGUCACUCAAGGAGCGCAUUUUGUUGUUCCUCGACCACGAGAGACACUUGCGUUCAGUCUGCAUGGUCAAUGUAGCACAUGCAACAAUGUUGAUGACAAUGAUGGUGUUUUCACUUUGCUUCUUAAUAUAAAUUCACUAACAUUCUAUAAUUACACUAUUAGUUUGUGUUUCUUACAUCUGCAAACAGCUAGUUUGUCAUUUCUUAGCAAGUUGGCCCGAAAUCCUGUUAACCACUAAUGCUAAUCAGUCAGAGCAAAAGUAAUUAGCUAUACAGCCUGAUAAUACCAGUGACGGUGUAGACCCCCCCCCACAUUCUGAAAAUAUAUAUGCCCCCCCCCCCCAACUUCUAACCAAAGAAGAACUAUAGAAUUAAAAUAAUCAUUCUAUUUCCAUGAUUCCAACAGUUAACCCAAGUGUUUUGCUCUAAAUUGCAAGUCAAAUCGAAUUGAAACGUUUGGUUAAUAAUAAGGCCUAGAUUGUUUGUACAUGUCAUGCAGCCCUACGUGGCAGUGUGGAAGUGAUCUCAAAUGAGUGAAACAAAUGCAGAAAUUGAUGAAAAUGCAGAUUUUUUUGAACAGUAUAAAACAAUCAGAAUGAAGACCCAUUGAAAUCACGUGGAAUGGGGCCUCCCGAGUGGCGCAUCGGUCUAAGGCACUGCAUCGCAGUGCUAGAGGCUUCACUACAGACCCGGGUUCGAUCCCGGGCUAUGUCACAAUCGGCCGUGAUCGGGAGUCCCAUAGGGCGGCGCACAAUUGGCCCAGCGUCGUCCGGGUUCGGGGAGGGUUUGGCCGGGGGGGCUUUACUUGGCUCAUCGCGCUCUAGCGACUCCUUGUGGCCGGCCGGGCGCCUGCAGACUGACCUCUGUGUUUCCUCCAACACAUUGGUGCGGCUGGCUUCCGGGUUAAGCGGGAGGGUGUUAAGAAGCACAGUUUGGCGGGUCAUGUUUCGGAGGACGACCUUCGCCUCCGGACCCUUGGGGAGUUGCAGCGAUGAGAAGAUCGAGAAAAGGGGGUAAAAUAUAAAAAAUAAUCUCAUAGUAUGUGUUGCCACCUAGGCUCACAGACUACUCAUGAAUACAAUUUGGAACUUUUAUUAUUCAAAAACAUUAAAUACCGUCAUACUGUCCUUUUAAAAAUGUUUUAUACUGUGAUAUGCUAUUUUGGCCAUAUCGCCCAGCCCUAUCCUGAAUGAUAAUGAUAAUAGUUCUUCUCUUUCCCUAUCCUCAGGCCACAACACCCACGUGGGGGCCAUCUGUUUCCAUCCUCAGGCCACUCUGACUCUGGACGACUCUGAUGUUAACAUGGCCUCCUGUGCUGCCGACGGCUCCGUCAAACUCUGGAGUCUGGACAGGUCUGCUCUGGUUGAUAUCAUACUGUAUGUCUGUCUUUAUCUCUGUCUGUCAAAUGAGGGAAACUACCUAAAGUUUUAUAAAAUAAGAUUCAGGAAUAAAUGGAGAGGGUUGACAAAAGCAGUAUAUGUUUUUUUCCAAAUCUUAUCAUCAACAGUAGCUCACUGAGCUGGUGAAAUUAAUGGUGGUGAUUUAAAAUGCAUGUUGAUGUGUUGUAACCAUGGUAACCCCUCUCUCUGCAGGGAUGAGCCUGUAGCUGACAUCGAGGGUCACUCCCAGAGGGUAGCACGAGUAGCCUGGCACCCCUCUGGAUGCUUCCUGGGCACCACCUGGUGGGUGAAUUUAUUUUUAAACAUUCUUUAAAUUGUCUUGUUCUAUCAUUUUCCGAAUGGCCGAUCAAGGCAAUACAAUAAAACCAAAACAUGGUCACUUGCACCAAAUGUCUCAACUUUAGCCAUAUGUAUUUACAUUUUUACAUUUUAGUCAUUUUAGCAGACACUCUUAUCCAGAGCGACUUACAGUUAGUGAGUGCAUACAUUUUUCAUACUGGCCCCCCGUGGGAAACGAACCCACAACCCUGGCGUUGCAAGCACCAUGCUCUACCAAGUGAGCUACAGGGGACAUAUAUAUGUUACUCUGGUCAGACUUGUGUCAUUUGAAUUGAAUCUGAAGUGGGGCUUAAUUCUCUCUGUCCCCUCUCCCUAGCAGCUAUGACAACUCCUGGAGGCUGUGGGACCUGGAGGCCCAGGAGGAGAUCCUGCACCAGGAGGGACACAGUAAAGGAGUCCACGACCUGCACUUCCAUCCUGACGGCUCUUUGGCAGGCACUGGGUAAGAUCUCACUGGAAAUGCUAUGAAAGUCUAUGUCAAUUGUCAAUAUUUGUUUACAAUACGUUAUUAUUGGAGAUACCGAAGAUAUCUCUGAAACUUUAAAAAAACGUACAUUUUUGUGUUGUCUUUUGCUUGUCUCUGCACAUCCUGUUGCAAUGUGUUGCCAGCAAAUCAAGUGAGUGGCUGGUCUCUUUUGUAGAGUAUUAUCCCAUUAUUUCUACAUCAGACCUUCAGAUAACUUGGAUCUCAGUGUCAUCUCCAAAACGAAAACAUUAGCUAGAAAAGGCUUUAAUCAGAGCAGAUCUAUAUUUGGCCUAUAGAAGGGGAUGGGGGGCUGUAGUAAAACAAUGGUCUGAUUCUGUGGUUCAAUGGUCUGUUUAAUGAAGGCCAGUAGAUGUCCACCCAGUUAUCUCAAUUAGAAGCUUGGCAGAACAAAGAGCCUUUCAGUGGCUGGCUGGACUUUAAUCAUACAGGGAUAUUCCCUUCAUAUCCCCUCAUAAUAACCUGCUGCCUUACAUACACUCACUUCCCAACUCUCUCAGUGCACAUUGAUCUCAUUGAUCUCAUGCAUAUAAUCAACUCAAUCUACUGCCUGAGCAAUUUGGAGGACUGAGAAGGUUUAGUAGCUUGUUCUGUGAUGUUAUAACCUAAAUUAAAUUAAGGCAGAUGCAACUGGCUCCAUGUGACACACGAGCUGAUGUGUUUGUGUACAGAUCUACGCUAUUGUUGUAAAGCGUCUUGAAUGGUGCAAGUCAGUCAGCCCAAUUUGUAUACAGUAGAAGGAAUUACAGAUCACUAUUCACCUCUCAUCUACAGGACUGUUGGUUGAAUCCUAGUUUGCCUCGGUACACAAUAUUCAUCUCUCUUUCUCAGGGGUCUGGAUUCGUUUGGGCGUAUUUGGGACCUUCGGACCGGGCGCUGUGUGAUGUUCCUGGAGGGCCACCUCAAAGAGAUCUACAGCAUCGACUUCUCUCCCAACGGGUAAAUGACAUGGGAGAUACUGUGUUAUUGAUAUCUUAUGGAUAAGACCAGAUAAUCCUGACCAUGUGAUCUAUAACUACGGUAGGAGAAACUCUGGUAGGAAAAACUCCUGGCCCUACUUAUUGAUGAUGAUAAGCCUGAGAGUGUGUGUUUGUAGGUCCAGUAUUGAAACCAUCUUCUCCUCUGUUUAGCUACCAUGCAGCAACAGGAAGUGGGGAUAACACCUGUAAGGUGUGGGACCUGCGUCACAGGAAGUGCAUCUACACCAUCCCCUCCCAUCAGAACCUGGUGUCCUCCAUCAAAUUCCAACGUGAGUUUUUCCACGUCCCAGAGGCUACCUCCCUUACUUUUUAAUUGCACCUUAAAGGGAUACUUUGGGAUUUGGGCGAUUAGGCCCUUUAUCUACUUCCCCAGAGUCAGAUGAACUCGUGAAUACAAUUUUCAUGUCUCUGUCCAUGCUAGUAGAUACCCAUAAACUUCCAGUCAUUGCGCUAAUGCUAGUUAGCAUUGGCUCAUUGGCUUGCAAAGCUCCCUCUAACUUCCUUCAUACUGGAUAGAGACAUAAAAAUGGUAUCCAUGAGUUCAUCUGACUCUGAGGAAGUAGAUAAAGGGCCUCAUUGCCAAAAUCUCAAAAUAUCCCUUUAACUUCAUUUGGAUUGAUCCAGCAUAUGAACUGUAAAUACUUGAUUGACCCUAUAAUGGCAUAUAUAGGUAACCCUUUGCACAUUUUCAUGCCAACGAAUAUCUCAAUUAUUUUCAAAAGUCACAUGGUAAACGUUUUAGCAGCUAGUUAUGGACUGCUAUAACUGGUUGCAAUAUUUCUGUGCUCGCAUUUCCCUCUCCAUCUGUUCCUCUCUUAGCCAUUGACGGUCACUUCCUCCUGACCGGGGCCUAUGACAACACAGCCAAGGUGUGGACCCACCCGGGCUGGUCCCCCCUGAAGACCCUGGCAGGCCACGAGGGCAAGGUGAUGGGCGUGGACAUGUCCCCUGACGGACAGCUCAUCGCCACCUGCUCCUACGACCGCACCUUCAAGCUCUGGAUGUCAGAGUGAGCAGGGGAGGGAGUAUCACCCAUAGAAAUAGAAUGGCAUUCUAUGGUACCACCUGUACCACUAUUUCUAUGGUACUACCUGUACCACACCUGUACUACUAUUUCUAUGGUAAUACCUGUCAUCCCAUGCAAAUAGAAGAUCGUAAACCAAGAUCUGCUACAUAUUUGCUUUUUCACGAUUGACGGAUGACUCUUUGAACAUCCUAAAUAUUCUGAAUUGUACACUUGUCUGAUUUACAUUUAGUAGAUGGUUAAAUUAUUAUUGAACAACAACGUUAUCGAGUCUCCUGAUUUUGUCUACAACUUUGAAGU
This is a messenger RNA of Coregonus sp. 'balchen', 8290 nucleotides long. Lineage: Eukaryota; Metazoa; Chordata; Actinopteri; Salmoniformes; Salmonidae. The record is from the annotation of a GenBank genome assembly.